Molecule: messenger RNA, 1800 nt
Organism: Puma concolor (puma)
Lineage: Eukaryota; Metazoa; Chordata; Mammalia; Carnivora; Felidae
Gene: FRMD5
Product: FERM domain containing 5
Biological process (GO): actomyosin structure organization
Cellular component (GO): cytoskeleton
Molecular function (GO): cytoskeletal protein binding
Source: RefSeq, a predicted model, not a curated record
AUGCUGAGCAGGUUGAUGAGCGGCAGCAGCAGGAGCCUGGAGCGCGAGUACAGCUGCACCGUGCGGCUGCUGGACGACAGCGAGUACACCUGCACCAUCCAGAGAGAUGCCAAAGGCCAGUACCUGUUUGACCUUCUUUGCCACCACCUGAACCUUCUUGAGAAAGACUAUUUUGGGAUCCGCUUUGUGGACCCAGAUAAGCAGCGGCAUUGGUUGGAGUUCACAAAGUCUGUGGUGAAGCAGUUGAGAUCGCAGCCUCCGUUCACCAUGUGUUUCCGGGUGAAGUUUUACCCUGCAGAUCCUGCUGCGCUGAAAGAAGAAAUAACCAGGUAUUUAGUCUUCCUACAGAUCAAAAGGGAUCUCUACCAUGGCCGUCUCCUCUGUAAAACAUCAGAUGCUGCCUUGUUAGCAGCUUAUAUCCUUCAAGCGGAGAUUGGGGAUUAUGACCCAGGGAAACACCCUGAAGGCUACAGCUCCAAGUUCCAGUUUUUCCCGAAACAUUCAGAGAAGCUGGAAAGGAAAAUUGCUGAGAUUCACAAGACAGAACUCAGUGGUCAAACACCAGCAACAUCAGAGCUGAACUUUUUAAGAAAAGCACAGACAUUGGAGACGUAUGGAGUGGACCCUCACCCAUGUAAGGAUGUGUCAGGAAAUGCUGCAUUUCUGGCCUUCACUCCUUUUGGGUUUGUCGUUCUGCAAGGAAACAAGAGGGUCCACUUCAUUAAAUGUAUCCUGUUUGCCUCUUUUACUGCAGCCAUUCACUGGGCUGGUGGCUUCAAGGAUUUUUCUACAAAAACCCCUAAGCCCCUUUCCUGGAAUGAGGUGACCAAGCUGAAAUUUGAAGGAAAGACUUUCUAUUUAUACGUAAGUCAGAAAGAGGAAAAGAAAAUUAUUCUCACAUAUUUUGCUCCAACUCCAGAAGCAUGCAAGCACCUUUGGAAAUGUGGAAUCGAGAACCAAGCCUUCUACAAGCUGGAGAAGUCAAGCCAAGUCCGCACAGUGUCCAGCAGCAAUUUAUUCUUUAAAGGGAGCCGGUUUCGAUACAGUGGCCGAGUUGCAAAGGAAGUAAUGGAGUCGAGUGCAAAGAUCAAACGGGAGCCACCAGAAAUACACAGAGCAGGGAUGGUUCCCAGCCGCAGCUGUCCCUCCAUAACCCAUGGCCCAAGGCUGAGCAGUGUCCCUAGGACCCGGAGAAGAGCUGUUCACAUCUCCAUCAUGGAAGGCCUCGAGUCCCUCCGGGACAGUGCCCAUUCCACGCCAGUGCGUUCCUCCUCCCACGGGGACACCUUCCUGCCUCAUGUGAGAAGCAGCCGGGCAGAUAGCAAUGAGCGAGUCGCCGUGAUUGCAGACGAAGCCUACAGUCCUGCAGACAGUGUGCUGCCCACCCCUGUGGCUGAGCACAGCCUGGAGCUGAUGUUGCUUUCCCGGCAGAUCAAUGGGGCCACCUGCAGCAUCGAAGAAGAGAAGGAGUCUGAAGCCAGCACUCCAACAGCUACAGAGGUGGAGGCCCUUGGGGGAGAGCUGAGGGCCCUGUGUCAGGGGCACGGCAGGCCAGAGGAGGAACAGGUGAAUAAGUUUGUUUUAAGUGUCCUCCGUUUGCUCCUUGUGACCAUGGGACUCCUCUUUGUUUUGCUCCUCCUCCUGAUCAUCCUUACCGAGUCUGACCUUGACAUUGCCUUUUUCCGCGAUAUCCGCCAGACCCCCGAGUUUGAACAAUUCCACUAUCAAUACUUUUGUCCCCUCAGGCGAUGGUUUGCCUGCAAAAUCCGCUCAGUGGUGAGCCUGCUCAUUGACACCUGA